Molecule: messenger RNA, 2877 nt
Organism: Suillus clintonianus
Lineage: Eukaryota; Fungi; Basidiomycota; Agaricomycetes; Boletales; Suillaceae
Exons: 12
Coding region: 1-2877 (958 amino acids)
Biological process (GO): regulation of DNA-templated transcription
Molecular function (GO): DNA-binding transcription factor activity
Source: RefSeq, a predicted model, not a curated record
AUGUUUGUCACUUUAGUGGGCCACAUGCCAUGGGCCGAUCAGCUGUACCAUAUAUGGGCUGUAUCUGAUGCAGUGGGAACAUGGGCACUUCUCCGCACAUGGCGUGCACGCCAGGGUCUAUCACCUCACAAGGGCACGCAGAGAAUCUCAUCCUACUUGCUGAAUCCCUACCUCCUCCUCCCAUCACUCGCGCUGUCAACAUCCACAUUCGAAAAUACCCUCACCCUCCUUGUUCUCAUGUUCGCAUCUGAAGGGACAUCCCAAUGCCUCCAUCCAAGUUGGCUCAUGCAUUCCUCACCUCGCUUCGCCGCGCCCGUUCCAUGGCAGCCUCAAACGCAUACCGUUCCUCUUUGGCGCAGCAUGUACGAUGGCGGGCGGAGGCUGGGACAGGGUCAGUGCAUCAUGGGGCGCGAGAUGGUCCUAAAACCCACCAUCCCAGCCUCACACUACCAGACCUCACGCCUAAUCCGGGUCUCUGGUGGUGCUUCUUCACUGAGAUGUUCUGAUCAUUCUUCCUCAUGGUCUUCUCUACACGACCCCCUCUACGCUGCGUUCCUCCUCGUGGGUGUCCUGGGGACGUUCAAAGCGUACCUGACUCUCGCAGACACAGAUUUGUUCUUGAGCAUGAUAUCUCUGUUCCCUGAAUCUUGUUAUGGGGAUGGCGGGUGGUGCGGGGCUUGUGGAUGCGUGUUGGGCGGGAUGAGGAUUGCUGUGAGGGCUAGGGAUAAGGGAGGUGUGGUGGGAGGUGGUGCAACAAUGAGGAGUGAGGCUGGUUGCUGUUUUGCAGGGCCAUACGGACACGUUGGGUGUGGUAGAGUGAGCAGCGGUACCCGUAUUUAUGCAACAGCCGCAUCGGGGUUGUUGGGCAGCGGCUGGGGAACAGGCACGAUGGAAUUUGCGAGUCCAGCCGUGUUUGUAUCUAAAGAUAUAUGUCUACAAGUGAAUCGUCCUUAUAACAACAACGAACCCACCCAUCGAGUGUCCCCAUUCAAUAUGUUGACCGAUGCGAUAACAGCAGCACCCUCUUUCUCAUUCGACCCUUCAGUAGACGACUUCUUCAAUCUCGACAUACUCAACUCGGCUCCUUCAGCUUUCACAGCUUCAUCAUCAACUUCAUCCCCACGCAGCCCAUUCCCUUUCUCAACCCCACCACCUUCAACUGGCGCAGACGAUGACUUCUUCGCCCAAUUCCUAGACACUGACGAGUUAACAAAGGGCCCUUCCCUUUCAUCACUCUCAGUCCCUUCUUAUGACUUUUUCGGCGCAACUCAAGGUGGCGCCAGUGCAACAGGCUCAAGCCCAGAGAGCAUCGACCCUCCAACUCCCAUGUUCGCAAUAGACCCACAACUAGUCGGAACUCCUGCUACUUCAAACGACCAUUCAGACCUCGAAUCUGACUCUGAACCAGAACAAGAGCAAGCCCCGCCUAAACGUUCUCGCCGCGGUGCUGUCGCUUCCGGUGGCAUCAAGAAAUCAUAUCCCCCCUCCGAGAAAGACUUGAACUCUACCACAGGAAAAUCAAAGUCCUCAAAGGACUCUUCCCCGCUCAAGAUCCUCGAACCCGAAGACUGGCGUCCAAGUCCCGAAGAAUACAAGAAGAUGAGCAGCAGAGAGAAAAGACAGCUCAGGAACAAGAUCAGCGCACGAAACUUCAGAGUCAGGCGAAAAGAAUACAUCACAACACUCGAAGGCGACAUCGCAGAACGCGACCGCCUAAUCGACGCAAUCCGCUCAGAACUCGGCAGCUCCCGCUCAGAAAACACUGCCCUCCGCCAAGAAAUAUCCGCUCUCAAACGCUGCCUCCUCGACUCCCGCCAUUCCCCCGAUCUCCCACCCCCUGCAGAACUCGCUCUCCCCACAGGCGCACCCCUCUCUCCACCCGGUUCGCCUGUCUCAGUCUCCGUUCCAACACCCACAACUACGACACCCCUCAUCACCCCCAACACCCAAAAAGACCUCCCCACAUCCCCCCGUCUCGGCGCACGCCCGUUCUGGGGCGGUUUCGGCGGCAUGGGCGUCACGCCCGUCCACACAACUCUCAUCCCGCAUACCCCUGUGGGCGUCAAAGGCGUCCUCCAGGAAAAUAUCAAUCCGGCGUUACACCGCCCCGGGUCGAUUGUUGAGAAGACGAACAGCCAGCUCAACGGUCUUGGUAUGGGAAUGGGCACUGGACUGGGUGCAUUCGAUGCGUUUGCGGAUACGAAUCCGUUUACGCUCAAGACGCUCGAUGCGUAUCGGAUGCAGCUGUGGGGCAAGAUGGCGGCGCAGCAUGCGCAUGCUAAUGCUGGUGGGAACGGAAUGGGAAUGGGGUAUGCUCCUCAAGGACUGGCGUCGGGUCUCAAACCUGCGUAUUUCGCUUCUUCUUCUUCGCCUUCUUCGAAAUCACAACCGCAACCGCAAUCACUUGGAGGGAAGAGCCCGUAUGCAAGUGCUUCGCAUGGGGGCAAAGCGAUGCCAGUGCCUACGAGGGAGCAGGCUGCGCUUGCUGCUAUUGCGUCGCAGACGCUGCUUGGGAAGCUUGGGAGUGCAUUUUGGGAGGCGUUUUCUGGGUCUGGGUCCGGUAUGGGUCCAAGUGGAAGUUCAGGUGUGGGUGUGAAGAAAGAAUGGGACGCUGAGAAAGUGCGCAAGGUGCUCGAGGGUCGGGCGGUUGUCAGAGUCGUUGAUAUCGAGGAGCCUGUUUUGGAGAAGAGGGUGUCUGCGUUUGGUGUGCCGUCUCCGAUACUAAUGGAGAAGAAGCCAUCUGCGUUGGUUGUGGACACGAAACCGAAGUCGUCGUUGGAGAAGAAACCGUGUCCGAGUGCGUCGAGUGUGUGCAAGGCGAAUGUGUGCGAUAUUUUGGAGGAGAGUAUGAGGAGUUUGACGAUUUCGAAGAAGUAG